AUGUUUGAUGCAUCACAGUACGAGUUUUUUGGUCAACAUGCUGGGAAUGGAGUGGAGUUGGGUGGUCUGGAAGAAGAUGAAAAUCCUGUCUUUGGAUCUGUCGGUGAUGAAUACCGCUUGUUUGAUAGAGAUGAAGUAAGAUGUUAUUUGUUGACAGUUGCUGACCUAUGCCGAUGUUCUUCAUGUAUAUGUGAAAGACCUUCAAGUGAUACCUUGCUGUAA
Messenger RNA from Linum trigynum, 222 nucleotides. The record is from the annotation of a GenBank genome assembly. Lineage: Eukaryota; Viridiplantae; Streptophyta; Magnoliopsida; Malpighiales; Linaceae.